Messenger RNA from Physcomitrium patens, 911 nucleotides. The record is from RefSeq and is a predicted model, not a curated record. Lineage: Eukaryota; Viridiplantae; Streptophyta; Bryopsida; Funariales; Funariaceae.
AGGCCAUGCCAUGCCAUGCCAUCGAGAAAGAAAGAAGGGCGGUGGAGGACGAGGAGGACGAGCUGGAGCGGUGGGAAAAGCAACGGAGACGCGGAUACAGGGCCCCCCACGGUUAUGAAGCCCCCUACCCCUUCCACCCGGUUGGGGAAUGAAUUAGGGUUUAGCGCCCCUCUUCUCUCCGUCCACCUCCUCUUACGGUGCCUACCUCACUGCUCCGACCCCUCUCGUGUCCACUCUCUUUCUCUCUAUUUUUGCUCUUUUCUCUCCCUCCCUUUCCUCGGAGAUCAGGCUACCGCCGCUUCUCCUCCUCCUCCUCUGUUCCUCGCCCUUUUCCCUCUCCCGGCGCUCCUCGACACCAUGGUGCUCUCCAACGAUAUCGACUUGUUGCACCCUCCAGCGGAAUUGGAGAAGACCAAGCAUAAGCUGAAGAGGCUUGUGCAGUCUCCCAAUUCUUUUUUCAUGGACGUCAAGUGUCAGGGAUGCUUCAGCAUUACGACCGUCUUUAGCCACUCCCAGACUGUUGUCUUGUGCGGUAGCUGCUCUACGGUUCUCUGCCAGCCCACUGGUGGGAGGGCUCGCCUAACCGAAGGCUGCUCCUUCAGGAAGAAAGGAGAGUAAAAUUCUAGAUAUGAAGGUAGAGUUUAGGGGUAUCAAUUAACAGAUUUUGCUAGACUCUGGGCAAUUAGAGAGGUUGUCCGAGCUACUGAAGGCAAGUGUUCAAUGACAAGUUAUUUUGGAUCCCAUACCAGACUAUUCACGUGUGCUUCAGUGUACUCCAACCACCAUCCGUGCUCCUGGUGAAACUAGGUCACUCGAUGCAGACUGAAGGUAAACCCUGCAUGUCCAUUCGAUCAUGUAUUAAAUUUGAGUGGGUUGAGUUGCUCUGUGUCGCGUCAGACAUUUCACUGAAA